UGUGUAAAACUUUGAAACCGAUUUUGUGAAAUAUAUCCAGAGCUUUUGCAUUAUAAAUAUAAUAGAACUGCUGAUUUCCUGCAUGUUAUAUGAUGAGCGACGAUCCGCACAAGUUCAGUGACGCCGAGGAGGACGAAGACGACCUGCGUAAUUCGGAGUGGGUAAACGAUUUUAAAUCGCUUACGGUGAAGCAUGAAAUCUUUAAGGAUAUUAAACUAACUGCCAAAGAAGCCAGCGACGACCUUGUUGAAGUUCUUAAGGCCAUCAGCGAUGGUGAGGAUGAGGACGAAAAUGCAGGAUAUGAUUACGAGGAGGAUGACUACGAGGAAGGCGAUGACUAUGAUGCGUACGAAGAGUCCUACACUGGCUUCAACAAAAUGAACGUCCAGCCCCAGAUAACAACCAGCGCAGCAGGCAGAGGAGGAUCCGGCAGCGGCUCUGGAGCGGGACCGCAACGUGUGAGCAGCUAUCAGCCUAAUGAGAAGCUUCUCCGUCGGUAUUCCGCUCGCAUCAAUGUGGAGAAGUACGAUCCGACCACGAAUAUGAGUGCCCAGGCGGCCAACAGGCUAGUGAACUUCGAUCGGCGGGAAAGAACGCAGGUUCGUGACAAACACGACCGAGCCACAGCUGAGCAGGUGAUGGAUCCGAGGACGCGUAUGAUCCUAUUCAAGCUACUCAAUCGCGGCAUGAUUCAGGAGAUCAACGGCUGCAUCUCGACAGGAAAAGAGGCAAAUGUCUAUCAUGCCGUUUCCAAGGACGGAAACGACGAAUUCGCCAUUAAAAUCUACAAGACCUCUAUUUUGGUAUUCAAGGACCGCGACAAGUAUGUGUCCGGAGAGUUUAGGUUUCGGCACGGCUACUGCAAGCACAAUCCGCGCAAGAUGGUGCGCACCUGGGCGGAAAAGGAGAUGCGAAACUAUUUGCGCAUGCGGAACGCCGGUGUCCCCGUUCCGGAGCCGAUUCUAUUGCGUUCGCACGUCUUGGUCAUGCGCUUCUGUGGUAAGGAUGGCUGGCCGGCACCCAAGCUGAAGGACGUUGAAGUGAGCACAUCCAAAGCGCGCGAGCUGUACCGCGACUGUGUUGUUAUAAUGUGGCGUAUUUACAAUCAGUGCCGUUUGGUGCACGCCGAUCUUUCCGAGUUCAAUAUCUUGCUACAGGACGGGCAGUUGGUAAUUAUCGACGUCAGUCAGGCUGUCGAGCAUGACCAUCCGCACUCGUUCGAUUUCCUUCGCAAGGAUUGCACCAAUAUUUCGGAAUUCUUCCGCAAGAAAGCGGUGGCCACAAUGACCGUAAAGGAGCUGUUUGACUUUAUAACGGACCAAACCAUCACCGAGUCGAAUAUGGAAGAGUGCCUGGAACGCAUCUCGGAACGGAUAAAGGACAGGGACUUUGAUGCCAUUACGGCGCAGGAGCAGAUUGACGAGGCCGUUUGGCAAAACACCUAUAUUCCAAAGCGGUUAGAUGAGGUUCAUCAUUUCGAGAGAGAUGUAGCUAAGGCCAAGCAGGGGGUGCAACAAAAUCUCAUUUACGGCAAGAUCACCGGACUUAAAUCGGAUCUAGAUGUCCAAAAGCAGCCCGAUGUUUUAGAACCCAAGGAAGUGUCACAGCCAGAAGGCAGUGAUGAUGGUGACGAAGUAGAGGACUCCCAAGAUGAAGACGAAAAUGAGGAAGAUGGGUCACGGUUUAAGAAUUCGGCUCGACCCCGGGACGAGUCGCCGGAGAGUAAAAAGGCUCGUAAGAAGGCCGUUAAAGAUGCCAAGGCAGAGCAGCGCAAGGUUAAGGUGAAAAAGCAUGUUAAAAAACGGAAGGAGAAAAUGGGAAGCACGAAAAAUUAAAAGCUUUUUGAAUUAACUAUGAUUAAGUUUAAAUUUUUUAGAGAAAUUAUUUUAUAUAAUAUACUUUUGGCCACAUCCCAUGAAAAGUAG
This is a messenger RNA of Drosophila bipectinata, 1925 nucleotides long. It is a transcript of the gene RIOK1, whose product is annotated as RIO kinase 1. NCBI's taxonomy places the organism in Eukaryota, Metazoa, Arthropoda, Insecta, Diptera, Drosophilidae. Gene Ontology annotation, biological process: maturation of SSU-rRNA. Gene Ontology annotation, molecular function: ATP binding; protein serine/threonine kinase activity. Gene Ontology annotation, cellular component: cytosol; preribosome, small subunit precursor. The record is from RefSeq and is a predicted model, not a curated record.